Messenger RNA from Nicrophorus vespilloides, 4974 nucleotides. Its product is annotated as LIM domain only protein 7. The record is from RefSeq and is a predicted model, not a curated record. The transcript is spliced from 11 exons. Gene Ontology annotation, molecular function: myosin II head/neck binding. The coding region runs from base 1066 to 4290 and encodes 1074 amino acids. Gene Ontology annotation, biological process: positive regulation of stress fiber assembly; regulation of focal adhesion assembly. Gene Ontology annotation, cellular component: stress fiber. Lineage: Eukaryota; Metazoa; Arthropoda; Insecta; Coleoptera; Silphidae.
GGAUUAAAGAUUAAAAUAGUGUAUUAGGCGAGAGAGGCGCAGGUGUAUUGUUAGAAUGGUUGGACAAGUCAAGUCGCACAAUGAAAGUGGCGAAUCCGCGAAACGCGAUCCGCGGCGGUCGCGUUGUUGUCACUUUUAUCUUUGUCCACAAUAGGGAAACGAUUUUUUUUCUGUUCCACCGCGGUUAGCAAACAUAGGUGCACACGAAGAAGCAUUCCGAUCGGCAACUAUGCAUUUGGCCGAGCUGCAUCUGAUCUAACGCCAUCAUACUCUUCGUCUCCGUCAUUCAUCAUCUUCAAAGUUAUUAGAUCAUCAUCAGCAACGGAUGAGUACGAGCCCUUCUGACGCGGCAGGAGGAAGGCUUCGAGUAAUUGGAUUCGAGGGUGGAUUAUGUGCUGUCUCUGUAUGCUCUGCACACGUUCGCGAACUCUUUCAGCGCCGCGCCCGCCCCCUCCUCAUCAUUAUUAGCUAAUAACAUUAUAAUUGCCGAAUUGCGCAAUUGGUGCGCUGACAAGAGUGUGUAUUGUAGGUGGGGAAUCCCCCACCCGACCGUGUAGUCGAAUUGUAGUAGCGAUUGUUUUGUUGUUGUGUGCAUUUCGAAAAGUUCCCAAGUUGUAAAUUUGUAUUAUUAUCAUCAUCAUCAACAUCGUAGCAGUCAUACAUACUUACACACUCGCAUGUAUACACAGAUACACACAUACCGACGCACUUACACAAACCUAGAGCAGACAGAGCAGUUAGAAAUUGCGUUUGGUAAAUGUGCGCUAUCAAAAUAAAAGGAAGGGAUAUACAGCUAUACCAUUUAUGCAGCUUAUAUAAUGUUUAUUUCCCAAGAGUGGCAGGUAGAAAGAACAUAACGGAGAGGUGUAGUUUCGUGCGUGAUCUGCCAAAUUAAAGGCCGUUUCCUGUGAGAUCGCGUAACCUAAAAUUCUAAUCGCUCAUCCGAGGAAAACAACAUUGCCAAAAGGGACUUUGAAUAGAAGGAUCAUACCAACAUACAUACACGCACGCACACACAUAGUGAGAGGGAAGGCUGACGGAAGUGUCAGCAGUACUGCAAAUUAAAUGGGGGUGAACACUGAUCUGGAAGACCUGGCAACCAACACAGAGUACUCGGCUACAAAAUGCAGGAUCACCAAGCCACCACCCCCAAAGCCUGCUGCAAAUCCCAUGCAGUUUGUGAAGGUGGGUCCGUGCCCCCUGUUCAAAAAAGCUGCAGAGCAGAUCAAAAAAGUGGAGGAGGUCAAGCAAGCCAGACAAGAGGUGCGAGAAGAGGCCGAAGACUGGCAGCAUAACCUUGACAAUUGGAAAAGUAGCCGCAGGAAACGGCAGGAGCAUAUCAUCGAGAGGGUGGAAGAGGUAAAGAAGUUGGAGCAGCAGGAGCACGAUCGCAGCCGCAGGAAAAGCACCACCUUUCACGAGAUCGUGGAGAAGAGGAGCCGCGGAAGACCAAAAUUGAACUACCCUUUGUACGAGGAUGAUUCGAACGACUUGAGCGAUUACGGGAUAGGCAGCAGCAGUUCGAAGACAAAUAGUAUUAAAGAUGUGGACACAGAUGACAAUAGCAGCGUGCUGGACGAUAAUCCCGGGGAUUCGGCUUGCAAAUAUCAUUCGAGUGCGUCAAACCAAAGUCAGAGCGAGGAUGAGCAGAAGGAGCCGGCAGCUACCAAAAACCCAUUACCAAAUAGCGAGUUCAAGGUGGAACUCCCGAAACCAGAAAUGGAGCAAUAUACGUAUGAGGGGGCGAUUCAGGACUACAGGUCUAGGAUCCGCACGAAGAUCAAUAUGAACAAUGAUGCCAUCUUUGCCAAACCCUUGGACGCGAGUAGGAGCAAGGAGUUCUCUGAAGCGCAGCAGCUGUUGCCCAAAGGAAACUUAUUCAAGAAGCGAGAGCUCUUCGACAAGGGAUCAGUGGAGAUGAGUAGCUUCGAAUCGAACGCGGCGAGGAGGAUCUCCGAAGACUUUGCAAAUUCGCAAAGCAUCAAGGAACGAUUACAGAGCCUGGAGAAGUGCGUCGAUCAGCCUGCGAAGGCCGAGAAGGACGCACCACCAGUGCCGGUGAAGUCCAGGGUCCAGAGUUUCAUAAAACCGACAGCAGCUAAGACAGAAACCGAUAAUUACCUAUUGGAUGUUGCCAAUUGCAAUGCUACUAACAAACCGUUCGAAAGCAACAGCAACACCGAAGACGAUAUGUUUAUAGACAAACUAAAUAUGUUCAACAAAGACCUGGAUGAUUUCAUUAGUUAUCCUCCGUCGGCGUCGUUUACUGACUUGAUGACAAUGUCUUCAGACCGUGAAGACAGUGGUAUUCAUACUUCAGAUAUUUCCUGCUCUAUAAGUCAAUCGGACGAAGCUUUCGAAGACACCGAUGUCUCGCUGAACACUAUACCCAAGUGCAUUGAAAAACUGAGUAUAGAAAAUGUUUAUGAGAAAGAAAUGCUGUCGCCGCAGAAAGAGGCUGUUCAACCCAUAGAGGAACCUCCAGCAGCUGAAAGUCCGAUUGUAACCGAAGAGAAAGUAAUCCAUUGUCCUCUAGUUGAAAAUAUAGAAAAGAACAUGCAGGAACAAGACAAACUAUGCGAGCAAGUGGAAGAGAAAGGGAACGUCAUCUACGAGAACGUCGAUGUGCCCAACUAUAAUUAUCCCUUGUACAUAGAUGACAUUUUCGAAAAAACUAUUAACCCUCCGAAAAUGCAACCACCGUCGGAGAAGCCGCCGCCACCACCAAUUUCUGAUGUGAUCCCCGACAAUGUCGUCACCAGACCUAAAUCUAUCAAGAAGGAGAUAUCCAUAAAGAGAUCCAGCUUUUUGGGAUUGGAAGAGCCUGAGUUCACUGAUGAUGAUAUUACUUUUACAAAACCACCCGAUAUAAACACGUUCUUGCAGAACGAGUCUCGUAUGGAAAAGAGUUUGUACAAGAAAAUGCAAGGUAGCAUGGGUUCACUCAAUACUACCGAUGAUGCCGAUUUAAAAAGAGAAUCAUGGAUUAGCAAUAAUUCAUUUAGACAAACUAUAGACCAACCCGAAGAAGACGAAAUCACAAAGAAAGAGAGAGAAAUUAUUGAACUGGUCGAAAAAGAGGAGAAGUCUCGAGAUAAUGAGUACAGCCCAACAAAAAGUAACUACAACGUGUUGCAAGAACAUCCGCACGAACACUUGGGCAGUAAGAAAUUUGAUAUUCCUUAUUUUCCAGAAACACAAUUCAAGAUUGAUGGUCAGGAUUCCGAAGUGCUGAAGGUUGAGCACGAGUUGCUGCAGCUGGAGCGAGAAGAAUUGGAGAGACAGCGAGAGAACAUGGCUUUCAGAAAGAAGCUUAUGCAGAACCACCACUCCUAUGAAAAUAUUUUUGAUGUUAACUACAGCGAUUCCAUGGAACACAGACAAUCUAUGCCUGAAUUACAGUUGGAAUUCAGGAAGGCCCCGCAUGUGAAACAUAUCGAUUAUCGCAAAUCCAUGCCCGAUAUCCAACACUCGUUUAAUAGGUCUUUGGUGGAUUACUCCAAUCCACCAAGUAGGAGCGGUCUGAAGAAACUCGCAGAUCAUAGGAAAUCUAUGUCCGAUUUGCACCCGGAUAAAUCUUCCUUUCAAACUACGGCAUCUCAUCCUCCGAAAAUGCCCACCAAAUUUUUUAACCCACUUACCAAAGAUAAAAAAGAUAGAUUAAUGCAUGUUGAAAGUGAUGCAUUUUUCGAUAAGACACGACCUUAUAGUAAGCCAACGUUGCAUGCUUUAAGUGCACCACCCAAACAAAGAAGCAUAUCCAAUGAUAAUUGGAUCCAACCAAAAAGCAACCCAGAAGCAAAAAGCUACAAUCAGCACUGGCUAUUCCAGGAAGCAGAAUUAAGGAGAAUUUCUGAGCAAAAAUCAACUUCCAGCUCCCACGAGAAACAAAAGGCACAUAAUAAAGGAUUCAUUGACUGCAAUCCAGCAAUAAGAAUGCCUGAUCUUCAAAAGGAAUACAACCAGCAUAAGUAUUUGGGCCAUCCGCAGACUGCGUUGUCUAUGCCUUACUCAACUCCAGCGCCCGGUGUCGAUGAAGGCCAGGAUGUUAUGUUGAGUGUCAGUGGUAAAAAGAAAUGCUCUUAUUGUGGUAUUGAGUUAGGACGAGGUGCAGCAAUGAUUAUAGAAAGCCUUUGUCUGUUCUAUCACAUGGAAUGUUUCAAGUGCUGCGUAUGCCAUAUGCAAUUGGGGGAUGGUCUUAUGGGCACCGAUGUCAGAGUAAGAAAUCAAAAGUUGCAUUGCCAUAACUGCUACUCGAGCGAUGAUGGCAUCAAGUUCAGCUGUGUAUAGAAGGAUCAAACGCUGUAUAUAAAUGCUGUAUUUAUAUGUACAGACUUCAUUUCAUUUUCUUAUAAGUCUCACCUAGAGACUACAACUUACAUACUCUUUAGGCCACUUACCCUUUUUGAAAUUUGACUGACUUUUCUACAACUUGCGCUUUACUCUUUAUUACUAUAUUUUAUUUUAUUAUUUUUUUGAAUAAAUCUGUGAUUGUGUAAUCAUAGUAAUGUAGUUGGAUUGAUAGGCGAGUAGUGGAUCUACUAUUGUUAUAUUUUACUAAAUUUUUGUCUAUUGUGGCUAUUAUUAUUAUUUAUAUUGAGCUGCGACUGAAAAAGUAAUACUUAACUACAGUACUAUUCAACAAUAAUCAUUAUGUAUUUUUUUCAUAACUGUUUAAUAAUUAGCAUCCAGGUUUUAAUUUAUGUAAUCAUAUGUGAAAUUACUCAAUUUCGUAAAUUGCCUUUUCAUACUGUUUCACAGAUCAUCGUUGCAGUGAAACUAUUCUUUUGUUUUCGUUGAUAUUAUUUUUAUUUCUCUAUUAAUUACAUCACAGUAUUGAUUUAGAAUUUUAUUUUAUAAUUUUGAAAAUGGCUAAAUUAGUUUCGUUAUAAAUGGUACAUGGGGUUAAGUCUAUCGUUUUCUCACAUAUGCGUUAAAUUAUAUAUUUAUAUAUAUAUAUAUAUACCAAAUUGA